AUGACAGAUUCUAUGCUUACUGAAAUUCGUGUCGAAGUUAAUCAAAGACAUUUGGUUGAUAAAAUGUUGGCCAGAUAUGCUGCUGAAUUUGUGGUUUUUCGAGAGUUGAUGCAAAAUGCUGAUGAUGCAAAAACUACUGCCGUAGAAAUCAUAUUUGAAGGUACCGCUGAUGGAACUCUCACAAAGACAAUUUUUAAAAAUAAUGGAUUUCAUUUUCGAGAUCAAGACUGGAAUCGAUUAAAAAAAAUUGCCGAAGGAAAUCCUGAUGAGCAAAAAAUUGGUGCUUUCGGAGUUGGUUUUUAUUCAUUAUUUUCUGUCUGUGAAAAUCCAAAAGUAUCUUCUGGUGGACUUUCGAUGGAAUUUUUUUGGAGAGGUGAUCAAUUAUAUGCAAGGCAUGGACCAAAUGGCUCUAAAGACCUAAAAUGGACAACAUUCGAAAUGGAGAUGAGAUCACCAGGAGAGUUUCCAGAUUUGGAUAAGCUUUGUCGUUUCUUAGCAACUUCACUGGGAUUCACUGGCAAUCUUUGUGAAGCUUCUGUAUAUUUUAAUAAAGUUCGAGUGAUUCAUAUAAUGAAAAAGAUAGGACAGCCACGACCUAUUGAAAUUAGGUAUGAUGUAGACAGUGAAUCACCACAAGGUAUAUUUAAACUUAAGUCGAUAGAUUUGUGCGAUGUUCAAAUAAAAGCAGAAAAGGUUUGCAUCCCUCCAAGAUUAUUGCCAUCAGGAAAUUUUCCAAAAGAAACUGCUUCUGUAUGCCUCCAAAUUGCAAGCGGCAAUUUGAACGUUCGAGUUCAAGAUAAAUUUUGCAAUGAAAUGGAAAGGUUAACAAAGAAAAAACCUCCGAAUCAAACCAAAAUACAUAUUCUUCUACCAAAAUAUAACGACUCUGAAAUUGAUGAUUUUUGUAAUAUUUUCAAAAAUUUGUUGCCAUUUCCUGAGCAAGGAAGAAUUUUCAUUGGUUUCCAAACUCAUCAAACUACCGGUUGUUCUGUGCACGUUGCUGCUCGAGUUAUCCCAACGGUUGAGCGUGAAUCAAUAGACUUGGUUGAUCCAACACUUUCCAUAUACAACUCAGAGAUGUUAUGUUCUGCUGGAAUAUUAUGCCGUUUGUUAUACGAAAAUGAAAUGUAUCAUAUUUCAAGAUUAUAUCAAGAUAUGAUUAGUACAAAAAAAUCGACAUAUGAUUGCGAGAAGCGCGCUGCGCAUGUACUCACACAUUUUACUUUCGGAGGUAGUACACCAAAUUCUCAAGUAGGAAAAAUAAUAGAAACCCAAUUUUACAAUUGCUGUUCUUCAAAAUUAUCUAUGUUAUCUACUACUGGCGUCAAAGCCAUUAAUUUGAUACGAAUACCUGACCCAGAAAUGGUUGCAUUUAUUAAAACUGUUUCAGUCAUUCCAGAAAUUGUAUUAGAACGUUGUAAUUUAUUCUUUAAUAGAGCAGAGACUAUUUGGAGACUUAUCGAAAGAGCUUCAAUAAAUGAUGCAAUUGAAGAAUUGAAAAGCCGAACUCUAGAUCAGGAUGAAAUGGUGGCAGCAAUGAAAUGGUGGAUAGCGUAUUCUAUGAAACAAAAUGUCACAAAAUUGAGACAAGACAGAUUUGUACAGGUUGCUAUCGUACGCGCUGGAUUGAUUACUUUACCUCUAAAGAAUGUUCAUUAUUUCCUUAACAUAAAGACAAUACCACCAGAAUCAGACAUUCCUCCUGAUGUUUUACCAUAUGCUGUUAGCAAAGAGUUUAAAUACAAAGAGUUGCAGAAAUAUUUUGGUAAUUGGACUGAGCUUCCAUUAGGAAUAUGGGCAAAAUACAUCCUCAAAAAGUAUAAAAUAGAGAAUGAUUCAGACUUUGCUGAAAAAUUUAUUGAAAUUCUUUCUCAAGGUUUUAAAUCGAUGGAUAAUGAAUCUCGGACUACCAUAUGCAAAUUGCUUUCUCAAAAAACAUGUAUUCCAACUCAAUUUGGUUUGAAAAAGCCUGUUGAUUCUUAUUUUCCGGAAGUAACUCUAUUUGAUGAUUUGCCCAGAUUCUCUAUGAAAAAUAUUUCUGAAGAUUUUUUCAUAGCAAUGGGUGUACAUAAGCAUGUAGAAUUACAACUCGUUUUUAAUCGCAUGGUUAAUAAUGAAAAUCUAAACCACAUGCGACUUAUAAAUUAUUUCGCUCCACUGAUGAAAACCCUUAAAAAUGCUGACAUUGAAAAAUUAAAAACGACUGCAAUUUGGAUAGAAGAAAAUGUUAAUAUAAAUAAAUCAAGGAAUUAUGUAAAAAGAUAUUUAGCAAAAGAAUUGUAUGCUCCAUGCUCUAUUAAUAGAUGGCUUAGGUUGCCAGUGAUCUAUUGGAAAGGUAAUUGGAUUGGAAAUUCUGAUGAAGUAAAUUUUAUAACCAAUCUUGGACUCCAAGAAUAUCCAUCUCUUCAAAUAAUACUGCGCCUUGCGUCUCCACCUACAGCUCUUGAAAUUCGUAAUAAAGCGCUAAAUUAUUUUAUUGAUAAUCUUAGAGAUAAAUAUAGAGAAUAUAAACCAAGUUUAAUUGAGGAAGAGUUUUUACCAUGUGACUCUGGCAUUUAUGCAAAACCAUUAGAUUGCUUUUCAAAUCCAGAUUGUAUGAUAAUGAAAUUUAACGCUUUACGUAAAGAUUUACGCAUUCGGGCUGAAGAGUUAGGUGUUAGACAGCAUCCUAACGGUAAGCUACUAUUGAAGAGAUUAUCAAAUAAUCUUCCGAAUAGUAUAGAUGAAGCGAAAAUGUAUUUUGACUACCUAUCAUCACGCCGAGGUGAUUUUGAUUAUGAUGAUUGGAAGGAACUUAGAAGUCUCAAAUUUAUACCUGUUCAAGACAAAUCUUUGCCAGGAAAUAUCUUUUAUUGCACUCCAAGAGAUUUUGCAAAUGCAUUUUUGGAAAAUUGUGGUGUCAAACAAGAGCCAACUUCAUUAGACUUGGCAGAAUUUCUUGUUAGGUCAUCUAUGGAUUUCUGGAGUCAAAUGGAUGAAGAUUCUUACAUUUCAAUCCUUGGAACAAUUGCAUUUAAUUAUCUAUCAAUAUUUAAAGAAAAACCUGAGUUAUAUGAAGAAAUGAAAAAAUCACCAGUAUUGUUGGGUAGAAAAAAGUAUGGUAAUUCUGAACGUUAUGACUUAGCCUGUGCAAACGAAAUCUUUAUAAAUGAUAAUGAUCGUUAUCGAGAUAUGUUUAAUGCAUUAACAUGUCAAUUUAAAGAUCAAAAAAUGGAAGAAUUUUAUAUGGUGUUAGGAUGUCAAAUGCUUAGUUCAAAAGUUAAAACAACACCUCAACAUGAUGGUACACCAAUAUCCUCAGAAGUUUCUAAUGAUGUAUUAGAAAGAAUCUUGGAGCGAGUCCCUUGGUACUAUUCAAGUAUACCUAAUGACAAUAUUAAAUAUGAAGUGUCAUGGAUAGAAAAAUUAAAGGUUAUGGAAGUUGAUCGAAUAUAUGUCACAUAUGAGCUUACAACUAAUAAUAUGAUAAAAAAGGAAGAAGUCAGCUCUAGUAUUUCGGAAAACGAGGAUACAUUUAUUCUUUAUAUUUCUCGCUCCAACACUGAUUAUACAGACAUUGCAUCAAAUUUAAUUCUGAAUAUUCAUCAACGGCCUCAGCGUCAACAUUCCUUAAUUUUAUAUACGUAUUUGAACUCAGAAAUAGAUGUUUUGCAACGACUUGGAUAUCCUAUAGAAAAAAUAAAAGUGGCUAUUAAGGGUAAAAUGCAUAAACCUGCAACUGAAGGGUCAUCAUCUACCUCAGAACCACCAAAAAAAAUUAGGAAGACAGAUCCAACAGCACCUAUAUCCAGUGAUGAAUUGCAAAAGUUAUUACGUGCCGGGAUAAUGUCUUGUAGGUCAAACUUUCAAGAUUCUAUUUAUAGUCCACCAACUGUUAACUCUGUGCCUGAAAGUCAUUGUGAUUCUGUGCCAGAAACUUCGCUAAAAUAUGUUAAAACUGAGAGUGAAAUUGAACUCCACGUUGCAACUAAUAUGGACCCAUCUAGCAUACUAUCGACUAGUAUGGAAAGACCUUUGAAAUGCUUCAUUAGAGUUCUCAUCAAUGUUGCCGAAAUUUUUGAAAUACCAAGAAACAAAAUUAACAUAUUUUAUGAUAUUGAUUCAACAACUGUUGCCUUUAACCGUAAUAUGACAUUAUUCUUUAAUUUAAGAUAUUACAUAGAAUAUAAAGAACCUUAUAAUAAAGCUAUUGUAUCUUGGUACAUGACAUUUUGUCAUGAAUUAGCACAUAAUUUUGUUAAACCACACAGUGCUGAACAUGAGUUUUUCUUACAAUCUUAUGCGAAACAAUUUAUUCCAAAAUUAUUCGAGAAACUCGGUGGAGGAGUAAAUACUGUACAGCCUACAACACAAACUAGGAGUAUAUUAUAUAACCCAUACGCAUAA
Scutellospora calospora is the source of this 4386-nucleotide messenger RNA. NCBI's taxonomy places the organism in Eukaryota, Fungi, Glomeromycota, Glomeromycetes, Diversisporales, Gigasporaceae. The record is from the annotation of a GenBank genome assembly.